Parastagonospora nodorum SN15 is the source of this 1704-nucleotide messenger RNA. RefSeq lists its product as hypothetical. Lineage: Eukaryota; Fungi; Ascomycota; Dothideomycetes; Pleosporales; Phaeosphaeriaceae. Gene Ontology annotation, molecular function: nucleic acid binding. The coding region runs from base 1 to 1704 and encodes 567 amino acids. The record is from RefSeq and is a predicted model, not a curated record. The transcript has a single exon.
AUGCCCGGCGUACAAGCGGCUGACCCUACGGAAGCGCAGCCAGCCCAGGAAGACGAGAACAAGACCGUCCGGCUCCAUAUCACGCCGCUGAAACCCGACCUGCUCAAAGUCUACCUCGCGCCAUCUGUCCUUGCGCUUGCUAAGAACAUCUCGUAUCACACCGUCGAGACCUUCCCAGAGAGGGGCUACGGCUACGUCGAACUCCCGGAAGCCGAGGCGCAAAAGAUCAAGAAGAAACUCAACGGAACCACGCUGCGAGGCUCCAAAGUACGCAUAGAGAUGGCAAAGCCCGAGAAGCGCAAGGUGCGCGAGGAGGCCGAUGCUGCCAAGGAGCAGGAAGAAGCUGUGCGCCCGCCGAAGCGCGUGAAGAAGGAGAAGGAGAAGCGGAAGCACGAACGUGGCGUCCUGGAGGGUGUUGAGCUUGAGAACGAGAGGAAGGUCAAGCGCGGGUGGACCGAGCCCUCGUCGAAAGGCAAAAAGGAGCGCAAGGAGAAGAAGGAAAAGACCAAAGAUAAGGAUGAAAAGCAUGAGCAGAAGAAGUCAAAGUACACCAAGGAGCCAGAGCUGCUGUUCAAGGCCAAGCUGACGCCUGUCGCUGCCACCGAGGUUGCGCGGAAAGAGAAGAAGAAAGAGAAGAAGGAGAAGAAGGAGAAGAAGUCAAAGGCGCGCGAAGUUGUUGUGCAUGAGUUCGAAAAGAAUACGAAAACGCCGAGCUUCUUGAAGGAAACACAGGUCUCGACCGAGAAGAAGCCAGCGGUUGAGUACGUCAAUGGACAAGGCUGGGUAGACGAGGACGGCAACGUGGUCGAGCCCGAGACUGGCAAAGCGAGAAACAGGAGAGUGUUGGAAUUGGUUGACAAGCCAGCGGAGGAGCCAAAGAAGGCACCAGCGCCCCCAAAGGCUGCUAAGAAGGACAAGAAGAAAGCUACGCCUCCGCCAUCGUCGUCCGAAUCCGAGGCCGACGAUGAUUCUUCCGUCGUCUCGUCAUCUUCAGAGGACGAAUCGUCAGAAUCCGAAGCCGAAGAAUCAGACGCCGAGUCUGCGCCCUCCACACCCGCGCCUAAAGCCGGUAUCAAUGACACGCAUCCGACGACAGAACAGGGUCAACCCAUGGAUAAAGAAGUACAUCCGCUGGAAGCCCUCUUCAAACGUCCCAAGCCUUCACCCGGGUCCCUAAACAUCACGCCCAAGAAGCUGAGUCCCAUCAACACAUCCUUCAAUUUCUUCGGGGGCGAGAACAACGACGAUACUAUGGACGUCGAUGCCCCCGGCCAAAUCGUCGACAACGCACCCACCACCCCCUUCACCGAACGCGACCUCGAAUGGCGCGGCCUCCGCAGCGCAGCACCAACCCCUGACACCGCCGCCAUCGGCCGCCGCUUCUCUUUCGACUGGCGCAAGGGCAGUCAAGAAGCGGAUGACGAAGACGACGAAGAAAUCGACGAAGAAGUCGCCCAGCAACUAUCCCAAAACACAAAGGCAAAUGCUAGUAAGCAGUUGCCCGACGUCGCGGAAGAAAACGAAGAGGAAGUCGACGCCACCGAGGAGGCCAAGGACGAAAAGCCCGAAUCUGAGUUCCGCAAGUGGUUCUGGGAGAACCGUGGUGAUUUGAAUCGGGCGUGGAAGAAGAGGAGGAGGGAUGCGUUGAAAGUCAAGAGACAUUCGGAGAAUAAGAGGUUGAUGCCGCAGAGGGGCGUGAGGUAA